This is a messenger RNA of Callorhinchus milii (elephant shark), 2524 nucleotides long. Its product is annotated as podocan-like protein 1. The coding region runs from base 266 to 2014 and encodes 582 amino acids. NCBI's taxonomy places the organism in Eukaryota, Metazoa, Chordata, Chondrichthyes, Chimaeriformes, Callorhinchidae. Gene Ontology annotation, molecular function: protein binding. The transcript has 10 exons. The record is from RefSeq and is a predicted model, not a curated record.
UCUGAGCGAUGCGUAGCUCGGUUCAAAGCCAGCACGACACUUAUCACGCUAAAAAUCUCAGCAAUCCAUCUUGAUCAACACAGCGAAGCGUAGAGAGAGAGAGAGAGAGAGAGGCUGUGUUUCUCAGGGGCUUGGAAGGCGUUCCUGUGUAGGUUAUAAAGCAGUUACUCUGUCGCAGAGAGGGAUCUCAGCUCAGGAUUAUACGCUGAGAAGAAGAGUUCUGGGUUUAUUUUCCCGUUGAACGUCUCUGAUUGUCUUCUCCGAGAUGUUGCCCUGGGGCCGACUGCUGUUGGUGCAGCUGCUCCUGACGCCGAUCGUGGCAGCGAGCACUGGCGAGGACGGAGAGCGGGGGGGAGACGCGGAGGCUGUGCCGCGGGCCUACGUCUGUCCCCCCCGGUGUUCCUGCCCCUCGGAGGAGACCGUGGACUGCAACGGAGCCGAUCUCACCACCUUCCCCAGGAACCUGUCGGCAAACAUUCAGCUCUUGUCUCUGCAGAAUAAUCGGCUGGAAACCAUUCCGUAUGAGGAGCUGUCCCACCUCACCAAACUCCGGACACUCAGCCUCCACCACAACCGCCUGCUGUCCCAAGGUCUGCCGGACGGAGCCUUCGAGUCUCUCCAGGAGCUCGAGUACUUGUAUCUGGCCAACAACAAGCUGACGUCUGCCCCCCGGUUGCUCCCGGACACACUGCGCAUCGUGGACUUCGCGGCCAACCAACUCCGGGACAUCUUCACCCACACGUUCGGUCACAAACCCCAACUCAGGUCGGUUUAUCUCCACAAUAACCAGCUGGUGAGCAGCAGCCUCCCUCCCGGCAUCUUCCGCGGCUCCGACACCAUCAGCGUCCUCGUCCUGUCCGACAACAACCUCACCCUCAUCCCGUGCGGUCUGCCACCCCGGCUCACACACCUGCACCUACAGAACAAUCGCAUCUCUCAGGUGCCUGAAGGCUCUCUGACGGAGCUGCUGGAGCUCCGAGAGCUUCACCUGCAGCACAACAACCUGACCAUCGCCAGCAUCAACAACCACUCCUUCAGCUCGCUGAGGGGGCUGCAGUACCUGGACCUCUCCCACAACAACCUGACCGAGAUCCCCGAGGGGCUGCCGCCGAGCCUGCUGAUCCUGCACCUGGGCCGCAACCGCAUCGCGGGGGUCCGAGAGGGCAGCCUGAGCGCCGCCCGCGGGCUGCAGUACCUGCUGCUCCACAACAACCGGCUGACGGCCGACGGCAUCCAGCCCGGGGCCUUCGACAAGCUCCGGCACCUCCACACGCUGCACGUCUUCGGCAACCGGCUCAGCCGGGUCCCGCCCAACCUGCCCCGCCGUCUGCGCUCGCUCAUGCUGCUGCACAACCGCAUAGAGAGCCUCGGACCCUCGGACUUCGUCAACGGCUACUUCCUCUCCGAGCUCAACCUCAGCUACAACCUCCUGCGCUCGGCCCGCGUCCACCGGCUGGCCUUCCGGAAGCUUCGCCGCCUCCGCAGCCUGGAUCUGUCCGGCAACCGGCUGACCCUGCUGCCCCUCGGGCUCCCGUCCGGCCUGCAGGACCUCAGGGCUCAGCACAACCACAUCUCCCGGCUAUCGCCGCGCAGACUGGCCGGUCUGCACGCCCUCGGCCAGCUCCACCUCGACCACAACAGCCUCACCAUCGCCGGCCUGGCCCCUGGCAGCUGGCAGGAGCUGUCCAGCCUGAAGCUGCUGGACCUGGGGUAUAACCAGUUGUCCUAUGUACCCCCGGACCUGCCCGAGAACCUGGAAAACCUUUACCUGCAGCACAACCGCAUUGUCACCAUCACCCCCGACUCCUUCAUCUCCACCCCCAACCUCAGGGUGCUGCUGCUCAGGUCGAACCGGCUGACGGUGGUGGGCACAGCCCAGGCCGCCUUCAGCUCCCUGCACCAGCUCCAGGUGCUGGAUCUCACCGGCAACCCGGAGCACAUCAGCAUCCGGCUGGACAGCACCACGUGGGCACCGGGCAACGGCACAGCCCGCGGGCACAGCCCCCCUCGCUAGCUCUGCCCGGGCACCCCGGAACAUCAGCAACGGCUCUGGCAGCGUCUCAGCGAGCUUAACCAGCCAUCAAUCGGUCACGGUCUGGGGGGAAUCACCCGGUCCGCCCGCCCGCCCGCCCCCAGGGGCAGUGCAGCCAGUGCUCUCCCAACCCCGGCACUCCGCACUGCAAACUCAGCCCGGCACACUCACUGCAAGCUCCGCCAGUCACUACACUUUAUAAUAAACCCUGUACAACACACACAGUCACUUUAUCGUACCAGUAAGCCCUGCACCAAACACAGUUACUACAUUUCACAGUGAACUCUGCAACACGCACAGUCACUACACUUUACAGGAAACCUGUGAAGCACGCUUUGGCGGUGAGGGUAUUCGGGAGGGCAGGUCGCACUGUGCACUGCACGGACACACAUACAUAUACACGCAGAACACUCAAGUCACCGCCUGUGAAAUCCCUCGUCUGUAGAAGAAUAAAUACUUUAAAUCCGAAUAAAACGCUUCCCUGUAAACACA